UUACUAUAUAAAACGGCAUGUUGCCUCGUGCCAGGAUCUACAGUUCUUUACGGACCUCUGCCGUGGUACAUCGUGUCCACCACUGUUCAAAGUUUCAUAGCUUAUAGUGUUACGGGAGUGUGUAGUAGUUGUUGGUUGGAAAAAUUAAGUGUCUGAAGGAAUAGCAGUACCAAAACGGCCAUUUGAAACAUUUAAAGAUGAGAAUUAUUAUUGAAGAGCAUCCAAACGUGUUGGACGUUUCGGAACUGUUACGCCCUGAACCAAAGUUUGUCGAUAAGGAAGUGUCCAAGUUCCGGGAUUACACGGUAGAUGAGAACGAUCCACUCAAGGAGCGUGUCCGGCGCACUUACAAGCUUAUGCAUACCCAUCAAACGGUUGACUUUGUGAAAGGUCGACAUGCCGAUUGGCUGAAAUUUGAUCACUUCAAAGCCACCAUCCGGCAAGCGCUGGAAAAGUUGAACGAUCUAGUCGAUGAGUCGGACCCGGAUCUGGAUUUGCCAAACAUCGUGCACGCCUUCCAGACGGCUGAACGGGCCCGUGAAGAGUUCCCGGAGUUGGACUGGCUACAUCUGACCGGGCUGAUACACGAUCUUGGCAAAGUGAUGGCAUUUUACGGUGAGCCACAGUGGGCCGUUGUAGGCGAUACGUUCCCAGUUGGAUGCGAAUGGGGUCCGAGUAUUGUGUAUCGCGAGGAUAGCUUCGUCGAUAAUCCGGAUGGUGAUAAUCCAAAGUACAACACUAAAAAUGGUAUGUAUCAGUCCAACUGUGGAUUGGAACAGUUGACCAUGUCCUGGGGUCAUGAUGAAUAUUUGUACCGGGUGCUGAAGCACAACGGUAGUACGCUUCCAGAGCAAGCAUUGCAUAUGAUCCGCUACCAUUCGUUCUAUCCUUGGCAUUCUGGUGGAGACUAUCAUCAUCUGACCAACGAGAAGGACGAACAAACCAAGCAAUGGGUUUUGAUGUUCAACCGGUAUGAUCUGUACACCAAAUCGACUACACUGCCGGAUAUCGACGCACUGUGGCCAUACUAUCAAGGCUUAAUCGACAAGUACUGUCCGGGAGAGUUGGCAUUUUAAUCGUGACAAAAAAGCCAAUUUAAUACCUUAUCUUUACAAUUAUUAACGAUAACCUACUCCAGAUAAACUGCUAGAAGAGAACAAAAAACAAAUAGGCAAUAGUUAACAAAGCAAUACGUUAUACUACGUUUAUCUUAACAGAAAAAGGAAAAAAAAUGCUUUAUAUGUUAAACAAAACUCAUCGUUUCCAAUCCAAUGCAAGACAACUGUGAUUAAUGUACAAUUAUUCAGUGCCGAGUGCUAAUGAUACCUAUUAAAUCUUUUGACUCAUCUACGCAGGAUUAGUUGUUAAAUGUUGUUGCCCUGGAACGUCCAAUCAUGCGUUGGGCAAAGAUCUUAAAAUUCCCUUUCCCUUAUUAUUUUAAUGUAGAGCAAUAAUGUUGAGUUGAAUAUAUAUUUGUUUAAUUAA
Messenger RNA from Anopheles funestus (African malaria mosquito), 1485 nucleotides. Its product is annotated as inositol oxygenase. Bases 198 to 1076 code for a protein of 292 amino acids. The transcript is spliced from 5 exons. Gene Ontology annotation, cellular component: cytoplasm. Gene Ontology annotation, biological process: inositol catabolic process. NCBI's taxonomy places the organism in Eukaryota, Metazoa, Arthropoda, Insecta, Diptera, Culicidae. The record is from RefSeq and is a predicted model, not a curated record. Gene Ontology annotation, molecular function: iron ion binding; inositol oxygenase activity.